AUGGCCAGCUGGGUGUUCUGCAAUCGCUGUUUCCAGCCGCCCUCGCGGACCGCGCGCUUCAGCCUGACCAGCUGCGGCCACGUGUACUGCGACGGGUGCCUGAGCAGAGGUAAAAAGGAUGAAUGCUUGAUUUGUAAAGUUCCUUGCCGUACAGUUUUGCUUUCAAAAGAUACGGACUCGGGCAUCCAGGCGCUCUUCAUGGGCGUGGACAGCCUGUGCAGGAAGUACUCCAAGGAGACCAGCCAGGUCUCAGAGUUCCAGGAGAGACACAGGAGGAGACUGGCGGCCUUCCACAGGGAGAAGAUCGCCAGGCUGGAGGAGUCCCUCAGGGAGUCCGCGCUGCGCGUGGAGCAGCUGCAGAGCCUGAGACCGUCCCAGCACGCAGCUUUCAGCGUGACGCAGAAUCCGGUCUCAACUCCGUCAGCGACUCCCGGCGCCCCGCUGCUCCUGCGCACCGGCAGCGCCGUGGCUGGAAGGUGUGUGUGCCCACGGAGCAGGGCGGUGGUCCGUGACAGUCGCCGGGCAACACUCACAGCCCGAGCUGGUGGCCGGCCCGGCCAGGAUCUCCCUGAUCAGCCCCCCUCAGGACGGGCGCAUGGGCAGCGUCUUCUGCCCCGGCCCUCUGCCGCUCAGCCUGACGCCAGGUCGCCCCAGCGUGUCACCGGCUCUCAGGGUUUCGCCUCUGCAGAGCCCCUGCCAGGGGUCGUCCCAGAGUCUCGGCGCCCAGGCCACAGGCAGAGCAGGAGGAGGGGGCUCGUCCGGUCUCGGCAGCCCCCCGGCCCUGGCCCCCAGGCCGCCCAUCAGCAUCUCGGGGCUGCUGCAGAGACGGCAGUCAGGGUCCGCUGGCCCCGGGGGGCUCGCACUCGGGAGGUGACCUGCUGCUGCCGCCGGCCGCCUGCCGCGUGCUCCCACCAGCGCCAGCGCGGCGGCACGCCCAGGGGAGGCUGCGGACGGACGCCGAGACUCAGCAGUGCAGCCGAAUAAAGCGUUUUCCUGGCUCUCCA
Messenger RNA from Phyllostomus hastatus (greater spear-nosed bat), 1004 nucleotides. RefSeq names its product ring finger protein 212 (gene RNF212). NCBI's taxonomy places the organism in Eukaryota, Metazoa, Chordata, Mammalia, Chiroptera, Phyllostomidae. Gene Ontology annotation, cellular component: synaptonemal complex. The coding region runs from base 1 to 984 and encodes 327 amino acids. Gene Ontology annotation, molecular function: SUMO transferase activity. The transcript has 11 exons. The record is from RefSeq and is a predicted model, not a curated record. Gene Ontology annotation, biological process: homologous chromosome pairing at meiosis; reciprocal meiotic recombination; protein sumoylation.